Paraglomus brasilianum is the source of this 1569-nucleotide messenger RNA. The record is from the annotation of a GenBank genome assembly. NCBI's taxonomy places the organism in Eukaryota, Fungi, Glomeromycota, Glomeromycetes, Paraglomerales, Paraglomeraceae.
AUGGGCAAUUCCAAUUCUUGUUUUCACAUACCAUCGAGGUCUUCGCGUCGUAAAAAAAGACUCCAGCUCUCUCCCACAACAACUCUCACUAGCUUAUCCGAACCUACCCAACCAGCUAAACAGUUAUCGGAAACUACAGGAAUGAGGCUGAACUACUAUUGCGACAAUGAGGCGGUCGAGAAGGGAGUUGAAAAGAACGAGACUGGCAGGAAAUUGGAGUUGCCUGAAUUGGACAAGUACUCGUAUGUAUUGGGUUCUCUCGUACAGUCAAAGAGUGAAACAUUUAAAGCAGAUUCAACUAAUAACGUGGUGCUGAAUGCAAUCGCUGAGAAUGACAUAACCAAAGUGCUCUUAAGAAGAGAUAUCCGAAUUGCCGACUUGCACACAUUUAGUGAGAAGAUUGAAAUAGAGGGUAAAGCCACGGAUCAAAAAUCAUCGGGACGAUGUUGGUUGUUCGCUGCUACAAAUGUACUGCGAUUAUAUAUCAUGAAAAAAUAUAAUCUCGAUGAUUUCGAAUUAUCACAAUCGUAUUUAUUUUUUUACGACAAGUUGGAGAAAUCGAAUUGGUUCCUUGAAAAUAUGAUUUCACUCGUCGAAGAACCAAUCGAUUCUCGAUUGAUCCAAUAUCUCCUCUCUGAUCCAGUUUCCGACGGCGGACAAUGGGAUAUGGUGCUCAAUCUAGUCGGCAAAUAUGGCGUAGUUCCGAAAAGCGUUUUCCCCGAAACCUACCAAUCCUCAAACUCAUCUCGCUUGAACUCUAUUCUCAAGGCAAAAUUAAGGGAAUAUGCGCGUGAAAUAAGAGAGUUGCACAAACUCGGAAAGAACGUUGCAGUCAUGAGAAAAACAAAAAAGAAAAUGAUGGAAGAGGUCUAUAGAAUCGUUGCGAUUGCGCUGGGGGAGCCGCCCAAGAUGUUUGAUUGGUGCUUUAGAGAUAUAAGCGGCAAGUUUUGCGAGUAUACGAAUCUAACGCCCGAAAGGUUCUUUAAUGAAUUCGUUGGAUAUAAGGCCUCCGAAACCUUUUCUCUGAUAAACGAUCCCCGUAAUCCAUACAAUCGCCUAUACACUGUAGCCUAUCUCGGUAAUGUCUCGGGCGGACUUCCAAUCCGAUACGUCAACAUACCCUCUUCCAAAAUGCAAUCGAUAGCCAUAUCCGUCUUGCGUUCCAAAAAACCUGUUUGGUUCGGGGCUGAUGUCGGAAAAUUCUCCAAUUCGUGUCUCGGAAUCCUCGAUAACGAUAUUUAUGACUAUUCUCUUGGAUUUAAUAUUAGCUUCAACAUGAAUAAGGGAGACAGAUUGCAAUAUGCCGAGUCAUCGAUGACUCACGCAAUGGUGUUCACCGGUGUACAUUUGGAAGACGGGAAGCCUAUUAGAUGGAGAGUAGAAAAUUCAUGGGGUCAGGAUAGAGGUGAUGAAGGAUACUUUGUUAUGUCGAACGAUUGGUUCCAUGAAUGGGUUUAUCAGAUUGUAGUUGAAAAGGGGGACGUCGAGAAAGAGGUGCUGGAUGUAUUAAACCAGGAACCUAUAGUAUUAACAGCAUGGGAUCCGUUGGGGUCGUUAGCUAUUGAGUAG